AAAAAUAUGCAGAACAAAAUUAAGAAAUUAUUCUCUCCUCCAUAAUCGAUUCCCCCCUAAUUAGAGACACCUCGAGUCUACAUUACCUUAACAAUAUGGCGAGGAAAAACACAUUCAGACCGUCAUCUUGUCUACUCGUAACAGGUAAUUUCUGCUGAUGCGGUCAUGUCUGGAAAUGGCAGGGGGUCGCUUAUUGCCCCUUAAUGUAUCUCCCCGCCUAAAUUGCAGAACAAGAAUUUCUCUUGCGGUAUAAGCCAUUCACGCCAAAGUGCCGGCGCACAAGCGGCUCAUUGACUUGGCUGCUUUACUUCGUUUUUGGUGUUUUACGCAUUUCCCUUCACUCCAGACUUUACAUCGUAUGUGAAGGAACUGCAUCAAGAUGUAGACAAAUAGGAAAUGUGGGGUUGACUUGAGAGAUAAUGGUUAAGUGAUAGGCAAUGUUUAUUUCGGUUCUGCACGGAUCUUUUUUUUUAUCCGCUUGGCUUAAGUGCUAGGCUGCAUGAACACAGGUCUGACAACUGGCCACCGGUGUCCUAGCGUUGAAUUACUUCGCGGACAAGGCGCAUUCCUUCAGGACCCUUCAAGAUCAACCCAAGAGGCAGUAGCAGAUGCAGCGGGGAGCAGCAAUGGUCGAGUCAGCGAGAAUCGCAGUGGAGCCGCACUAAGGCAAAGCAAGCUACUCCCCAGUCUGGGGACUAGGACAACAAAUAAGGGGAGGGGAACAACGUGGAUUUUUUUUACUGAAUGCCUGCUACAUUAUUUUAAUCGGAAUUCCACAACUCCUGCAGAGCUCCAAGUUAACCUGCAAGAUGACUGUCGUUGCGGGAGAUAACAUGGAUGAGACAUCGGCGGUGCCUGGGCACCCGCAGGACACAUAUCCCCCUGACCACGAUGACCACGAUUGCUGCGAGAGGGUGGUCAUCAAUAUUGCGGGGCUCCGAUUCGAGACGCAGCUAAAUACUCUCUCACAGUUUCCAGAAACAUUGCUAGGCAAUCCCAAGAAGAGGAUGCGGUACUUCGAUCCCUUGAGAAAUGAGUAUUUCUUUGACAGAAACCGUCCCAGCUUUGACGCUAUUCUCUACUAUUAUCAAUCUGGGGGUAGGCUGAGGAGACCUGUGAACGUCCCGCUGGAUAUGUUUUCGGAAGAGAUCAAAUUUUAUGAGCUCGGGGUCGAAGCGAUGGAGAAAUUCCGCGAGGAUGAGGGUUUCAUCAGAGAGGAAGAACGCCCAUUGCCAGAAAAGGAGUUUCAGCGACAAAUUUGGCUGCUCUUUGAACACCCAGAGAGUUCUGGCCCUGCUAGAGGUAUUGCAAUAGUGUCUGUGAUGGUCAUUCUGAUUUCCAUAGUCAUAUUUUGUUUAGAGACUUUGCCUGAACUGAAAGAGGACCCAAGAGGUCGGUUAAAGACAAUAGGCAACACUACUUUUUACUACAAACCAAAUAUCUUGACCGACCCUUUCUUCAUAAUCGAGACACUCUGCAUUAUCUGGUUCUCCUUUGAAUUGAUAGUUCGCUUUUUCGCGUGUCCCAGUAAGGCGGCCUUCUUCAAGAACAUGAUGAACACUAUUGACAUAGUGGCUAUCAUUCCCUACUUCAUCACACUGGGCACGGAGCUGGCUGAAGACCCCAACGACGCCGAAGAAGGGGUAGGAGAACAGGCAACAUCUCUGGCCAUCCUCAGGGUGAUUCGUCUGGUCAGAGUGUUCAGAAUCUUUAAACUGUCAAGACAUUCGAAAGGAUUGCAGAUUUUGGGCCAGACACUCAAGGCCAGUAUGAGAGAGCUUGGAUUGCUGAUCUUCUUUCUAUUCAUCGGUGUCAUCUUAUUCUCCAGUGCCGUAUACUUUGCUGAGGCAGAAGAGGGAGAGUCCCACUUUCACAGCAUCCCGGACGCUUUCUGGUGGGCAGUGGUGUCAAUGACAACAGUGGGAUAUGGGGAUAUGGUCCCAGUUACAAUAGGGGGCAAGAUUGUAGGCUCUCUGUGCGCCAUCGCUGGAGUGUUGACAAUUGCGCUCCCAGUGCCUGUCAUUGUGUCCAACUUCAACUACUUCUACCACAGGGAGACCGAGGGAGAGGAGCAGGCCCAACUCCUAAAUGUAAGCAAUCCAAAUAUAUCUGAAACCAAUUCUAGCCGCCGUAGCUCAUCAACCGUCAGCAAGUCAGAAUACAUGGAGAUUGAUGGAGACAUAAAUAAUAGCAUCGACAACUUUAGGGAGGCCAAUCUCAGAACUGGCAAUUGCACUAUAGCCAACCAAAACUGUGUAAACAAAAGCAAACUCCUGACAGAUGUGUAAAACGGAAGUAGAAUCUGUGGGACCUCAAAGAUGCUGUCACAUGGAAUAAACCAUCCGUUUGAAUGCUUCAUGUACCUUCUUAAAGCGCUCUAGCAUUACUACAACCAAGCUCAGCAACUGAAAGGAACCAGAAAAAAAUAAUCUAUUAGAGCAUAUGACAGGUAGAGUAAUAAAUUCUUUGAAACAAUCUUUCAAAUAUACACAUAUAUUGCAACAAAAAACAUUAAACAAAAAACGAACAUCUAUUUAACACCCGCGUCUGAGCCCUGGACAACUAACAGCAGCCACAAUGACUGUUCUAUCUGACACCUGCGUGAUCAUUAAACGUUAUGCAUGGAUUACAGAUAACAUUUCAGCAAGUUGCACAAUGCAUCUAGGAAAAUGCAUCAGAAUACUCUGCAGAUACAUGCAAGCAUCUGCAGAUCAGUGGUCGGAGCCUGGAGGUUGACCCCCCCCCCCCCCCCCUUCCCGACUUAUGAUCUACUAUCCAGCAAUGCACCUUAAUGGAAAAAGACUGAUCUCCUGGUUGGAUGUUAAAGAGGGUCUACUUGCCUCAAGGACAUCCGCAAUGCUGCUAUUUUCCAGCAGAUGCUGUAAUUAUGAUAUCACCAAGUGAUUCAAUGCCAUGCCCUUUAGAUGCAAGACAGCACAAUUAUAAAAAAGAGCUUCACAUGAGCAUGUUUAGAAAGACUCCCCAUUUGAUAUUGGCAUGCGUGAGACAUUACCUCAUAUAAUGGUAAAGAUGUUCUUUUGGAUCCCUUAACUCAUUACCCCGUUCUCAUUCGUUUUAACAGAGUGCACUGGUUAGAUUUAAUUUGAAAAUGCAAAUAAUUUAGAAGUAUCUAGAGACUGAAUGUUAAACCUUAAGGGAACAAAGUAAAUAAAUGAGAUCAUAGCAUGAUAAAGUAACCUGCAUUAUGGCCUAUCGACUAAGGUACUAAGUAUCCUAGUAUAUUUAAUGCAUGACAUCAAUAUACAGCUUGUUGCAAUUCAGGCACAUUGGGUGUCCUAUAUUGUCAGGGAAACUAGGGAAACAAAAUCCUUGACGUUUCUGAAAUGUGACAAAAUAUAUCCAAACCCAACUCGGGGAUGCAGACUUUCUAAUUCAACAGGCAGUCAAAGAAGCUGAAGAAAUAUUAUCAAAAUGCAUAUAGCCUACUCAUAGUAAGCACCAGUUAGGCCUACAGUAUUACUUCAAUAGCGCAGUGCAUGGACCUUCUUUGAACAAGAAAAGUUAACAUAUGAGUCAUGCUUCCAUUUCACUUCAAAAUUUUGGGGAAAAAAACAAGAAAUUUAAAAAGUGUUAUGUUAGAUAUUGCAAAUAAUUACUUUUACAUUAGUUGCUAGUGCCUUUACCCCUCUCACCAACAGGAUCAAAGAAAGUGCCUCUGUGUACAACGGCAUUCAUGCAGUUGAGCAGAUCUGGUGCAGUUCCUGUGUUUUUAACUAUGCUGUUAUUGUCGUUGAAGAUGUUGUCGAGGAUUAUUGUUAUGAUUCUAAAGAUUAUAGAUACAGUGAAAGAAUGUUUGGUACAAAAAAUAUGGUACAACUUUAUGCUGUCAUGCACUUGCCCUACUGGAACACCCUAGAGUACUUUACCUGUCCAUCUAAAUCAAAAUGAAAAGGGAAUAUUCAUUGUUUUAAGUUGGCCUUUCUUUUUAUAUAGAUUUUUGUGCCAUAAAUCUUUUAAAUGUCUACCUCAGUGAGGUCAUUGCAAAACUAACUGCAGAGAUGUAGUCUACUCCAAUGCAGAGCUCUUUUUUCCAUAUGCAAAAUGGCACCUAAACUGUGGUCAUGCCAUGUUGAACUCUAGAUUAGCCCUAUUUCAUACACAAGCCUGUACAGAAGCACUUAUGAUGAACAGUGUACCAACCCACCUUAUCCCCAGCCCUUUUCGUUUGAAGCUACGCACAAUCAAAAAAUUUUAGGCUUUAGUAGAACAUAAAUAGACUGACUCCAAAAAACAUGUGAUUUAUGGUCUGUUGGACUGCUGAAUCGGGCAGUUUUUGAAUUAUUGCGAAUCCAUAGAAAUACAAUGCCUGAAAGCAGUUUUGUUGUUAUGUUUAUUUGUCAAAGAGGGACAGUGGAAUGUUUGAAAAUGGUUGUCCACAAUGGUCCAAUUUCAGUUCAAUUUGAAUUAUUGGGCAUUACGCACCCCGGGUGCAAAACAUCUGGUAGCACGCUUCAUGCCUUGUUAGAUGAAUCUUUAUUGUUAGUUUGACCUUCAGCUCUCUGCAUUGCGUGUUCAAAUAAAACAUUUUCCCCAAGGGCCAGAUCUUAUAGUAAGCUCAGCUAUCACACUGUUUUUAUCAUGUAAGUUGAGGAGUCAUGCAUGACAUGGACAUUCAAUCCAACAUAUUGAUAUUGCUUAAAAUCAUGCUCACUGUUGAGAUGAACACAACGAUCCCUAUGACAAUUGAUGUCAUUUGGAUGACAAGUACUGUACCCCAUUUCAUAUUUGUAUUUAUUAGCACUGCUUUUGUGUAUCCUUAUUUCAAUGCAACUUAAUGUCUCAGUUAGCUUUUGGUGUUCAGUUGGUGCAAUGGCUAACCUUGGUGGACCAUUGAAAACCACUAUUGGAACAACUCAACACACUGCAGCCAAUAGACAAGACCUGGAUAAGCAAGCUUUGUAAAGCCAUGUAAACAGUUAUGGCACAAGGCAUUUUUGAUUCUGUGAAUCUAGUUGCUAGUUGAUUUGUUGCUGGUUGAUUGGUAUAGGCUAGGUCCUCCUGUUUAUUUGGCCAUGAUCCUACUGUAUUACCAGAGACUUACAACAGUGUUUGCAUCAGUUCAGGUGUCUUUUAUAGAGCCUACUUAGAGGUCUGUGACAAAUGGGUGUCUCAGGACUAUUCCACAAUGGUAUCAAUGCUAGAAUGUUGUCCAAUCUAAGAACAAACACAGAUAAUACCCCAAUGCCACACUGACAGAGGGAUUAUCCAGAAAGAUGCAAAAUGUAGUGCAGAAUGACCUCAUUCAUGCAGUAAACAUAUCAUCAAGUAGAGACAUGGUUUUCCCAUUUGCAUUGUGUUGUGAGUGUGGUUCUGAAGAAGAUUUCGAUGAGUCAUUCACUGUCUGGCCAAACGUCCUACUCCACUAAAUACCCAUGAUUAAACAGUUCAGAGAGAGGUUCAAGUGAAUACGUAGGAAACCCCUUACACCACCAGUGGAGCCACUGAUUUGUGAGGGCAAUAUGUGUAUGGUGCUAUACAUCCAAACAUUCUACAAAACAAUGCAUUCUUACAGCAAUAGAAUUACAGGUACCUGUUUCUUAGACUCUUUUGUAGAAACGGAAAUGAAUCUAUAUUUAAAAGGAGAAGACACUGACAACAUUAGCUUUAUGUGUUCAAACCUCAGAGCUUUUAUUGUCGUUGACUAUGUUGAGAUCUGUGAGGUCUGCCGGAGUUAGUAAUCCUUGCUUGAGUUAGGCAACUAAAACCUAUGGUCAGGCCAAAUAUAGGUAGUGUAUAUUAGCCAACCCACUCAACAUCAUAGAGUGGGAUCACCAAGAGUUGUUUUCCAGUCAGGGAACAACGCUGAUGAAGAAGCAAAGCAGCCGAUAGCAGAGUCCCAAAGGAAUAGCCAGUAAUGCACUUAAGAGGCUGCAAGCACUGAGCCAUUGGAUUGAAUGGCUGUGUGUGGUGUGCAGUGUGUGAAAGAGAGGCAGAGAAGGUGCUUAUAUUGUUUAGAGACAUUUUUGCAUUUUGUUACUGAUUUCUGUGAACAAGAACAUGAGUGAGAAGGUCUUUAAAAUCUAUAACAGACAACAUAAACAUUACCACAAUAUAAGAAAACUGUUCUAUUUAAAGUAGUAAAACAAUGCAAUUUUAGCUACAGUAAAAUAGAAUAGAGCAACUACAAUAUAUAUAUAUAUUGUCAAAGCAAUUAUGAAUAUUAACGUUUUCAUUGUGUGUCUUUUGUUUUUGUGGCACUAUACUAGGACAAACUUAUUUUAAUUUAAGGAAGAACAUGCCAUAUACUGAAAUAUCAAAGACUCAAUGUGUUUCUUUUGGUAAGCCAUGAUGGUUAAACCUAACUGCUAUUAUCAAUGACUUUGAAUGAUGUGGAUACCAACUAUAGAAGCAUCAAGAUGUGUUUUUUGUCUUUUUUUUUGUUUUAAGAAACAGUGAAAAAACAUCCAAAUAACUCCACAAAGAGAAUUUUCCAAAAUCCCAUCACAACUCACGAACCAAACAUAAAAAAAUAUAUAGAUACAAAUCUCUACAGCAACUAACGGAUCGCGUUGUUGCAUGAUCAAUGGAAGACUGCAUGAGCUUUAAUUUUCAAAACUGUGGAUCUCAACUCUAUUAUGGUUGCAUCAUUAGAAAACCCUUGCUUUCAUCUGCACUAAAGGCUUUAAAUAUAUCACAAACACAUGCACACUACUUCAGUAUGAUUUAAAAAUGUUCUUGUUUGUAAAAAGCAAAAGAGCCUAUUCUUACGACCCGAUGUGUUUGCUUUGGCAGCACUGUACAGAAUUUGGUUCAUUCUGAUCAUGCAAUACUCACAGAAGCAACAAAUCUGACUUCACUUAAAAUGGUGAGGAAAGGUAACCAACAAUGACACAAUCUUGGGAUGACAGCAAUGGAUUGAUAGACAUGUGACUGUUACAGUAUGAGUUGAUAAUACCAUGAAGCAUGCAUAUAAUAUGAAUGUGACCAAGUGCACUAAAUAAUGUAUGGUGGCUCUCUGGGAGCUGCAAAAAAGACACAAAGGACUGUUGACCCUUGCUCUUCUUCAAAUCCAUUUGCCUACGAACAUCGGAAAUGUAUUUUUAUUUUUUUUACAUUUCACAUUGUGUCUCCAAGGAUUAUGCUAUGUGUUCUGUUUGUCAGUUAAUGACAAAGGCAUGGUCUGUGAUCUAUGCAAGGGUAUUUCUUUUCUUAAAUCACUUAUAAUUUCAUGUUACAUUACCUUCAAUAAAUUUUUAAGGAUC
This is a messenger RNA of Osmerus eperlanus (European smelt), 7223 nucleotides long. It is a transcript of the gene kcna1a, whose product is annotated as potassium voltage-gated channel, shaker-related subfamily, member 1a. The record is from RefSeq and is a predicted model, not a curated record. Gene Ontology annotation, cellular component: dendrite; membrane; neuronal cell body. Gene Ontology annotation, molecular function: protein binding; delayed rectifier potassium channel activity. NCBI's taxonomy places the organism in Eukaryota, Metazoa, Chordata, Actinopteri, Osmeriformes, Osmeridae. Bases 810 to 2288 code for a protein of 492 amino acids. Gene Ontology annotation, biological process: protein homooligomerization; potassium ion transmembrane transport. The transcript is spliced from 2 exons.